UGCCACUGAUGAAACACAGUUUCUACUACACAGACACAUUCAGAGGAUUAGUUACUAUUGGCUAAUUAGUGACAAACACUUGAUCAGAUAUUGUGUACAGAAUGAACUUCAAUACAACUGUCCUCCAUGACUCCAAUGUCUUAUCCUCUGUUAAGAAAUCUACAUCGGACAUUGUCUUCUACAUCAUCAUUGUUCUCUUAGGCACCACUGGGAACUCUGUGGUCAUCUGGGUGGCCGGUUUCCGUAUGAAACCUAAUGUCACCAACAUAUGGCUGGUCAACCUCGCCAUGGCUGAUCUCAUCUUCUGCGUGUCACGAGUAACCUCCUUUGUCAGAUAUUUCAUUGGCCACUGGCCAUUUGGGGACUUUGUCUGUAAGUUUAUGAGCUUUAUCAAGUAUACAAACAUGUUCUGCAGUGUUUUUCUUCUGGCUGUCAUCAGUGUGGAGCGAGUGAUCUGCGUGUGGUGCCCAGUAUUUGCCAGGAAUAAACGGACGUUAUGUGCUGCUCGUGUGGUCAGUUUGGGGGUUUGGAUUGUGGCGAUCAUCUGCAGUUCAUCAAACUUAGUGUUCCGGGGGAUCAAUACUGAUCACAACAACUUGAGCUACUGCUAUGACAAGAAAGAAGCAAUCAAAGGAAAUCCAGUAAAAUAUGCUUUCUACUACAUUCGCUUCUUUUGUGGAUUUGUGUUUCCUUUCCUGGUGAUCUUCAUCUGCUACACACUGGCCGCUGUUGGGAUUCGUAGAACGAGACUCUCCGGCAAAUCAAGGCCUCUUCGGAUUCUUGCUUUAUUGGUUUUUGCCUUUUUCUUAUGCUGGGCACCUUAUCACAUCCUAGGUCUUAUUAAAAUGAUAAAUAAAAACCACCCAGCUGUAAAGUUAGGAUGGCGUAAGUCUUCAAAUUUAGCGUAUUUUAACAGCUGUGUAAACCCAAUAUUGUACUUCUGCGUAGGACUGAAUCUCAAGCAACGCUGCAAUCAAACGCUGUUAGGGAUUUUUCACAGAGCUCUUACUGAAGAAGACCAAAUUCCUGCACUGGAUGGCACUAUUGAGGAACAGUCUAACAGUGUUUCAGAGGCUGCUGGUACAGAUCACCAAACACCUGUAUGACUGUAUAUUGUGACUGUGUUUAAAAUCACUUAAACUUGGCUUCAUUCAUUGAUUUCAAUCUUUGAUAUCAAGGUUAUAUUUUCACAAGAUGUUCUUUACAUUAUGCAGGAUGAUUUUAGUGUAACAGUAAAACACAAAAUGACCUUAGCUGGGUUUUCAUAGGCAGGGUUACAUUUGAUCAAUGUGUGGCCCAACAUCAAAACUGAAAGUAUGGACAGUGACGAAUCAUAAGUGAUUUUAAUUUGGUUGUAUUGUUUUUUUAGUAUUUUCAGUUUUAUACACGAGCUGGUUAAUUAUUGAAUGUGUUGUAAACUAUUUUAACUGCAAACAAGCUUAUUUUUUUGUUUAGUCUUUAAACGCCUUCAAAAGUUAUACAUUUUUCUUAUCUGAAAUCUGGUUAUUAUUUGUCACUUGUCAGUGUUGCAUGUCUUUUGUCACCUCUGUGUUAGUUUGGCAGAAAAAUAACAGUAAGUGUUUUUGCAUGCACUGCCCUGAAAGACCAGAAUUCAACAAGAUCCACCCGAGUGAUAUUUAAAUCUCAUAAAAACAAAUAUAAAGAGAAACAAAGAG
Molecule: messenger RNA, 1676 nt
Organism: Misgurnus anguillicaudatus (oriental weatherfish)
Lineage: Eukaryota; Metazoa; Chordata; Actinopteri; Cypriniformes; Cobitidae
Product: formyl peptide receptor-related sequence 4-like
Biological process (GO): complement receptor mediated signaling pathway; phospholipase C-activating G protein-coupled receptor signaling pathway; positive regulation of cytosolic calcium ion concentration
Cellular component (GO): plasma membrane
Molecular function (GO): complement receptor activity; G protein-coupled receptor activity
Source: RefSeq, a predicted model, not a curated record